Messenger RNA from Stereum hirsutum FP-91666 SS1, 963 nucleotides. Its product is annotated as mitochondrial carrier. Gene Ontology annotation, biological process: mitochondrial transport; carnitine transmembrane transport. NCBI's taxonomy places the organism in Eukaryota, Fungi, Basidiomycota, Agaricomycetes, Russulales, Stereaceae. The record is from RefSeq and is a predicted model, not a curated record. Gene Ontology annotation, cellular component: mitochondrial envelope. The coding region runs from base 1 to 963 and encodes 320 amino acids. The transcript has 9 exons. Gene Ontology annotation, molecular function: O-acyl-L-carnitine transmembrane transporter activity.
AUGGGACAUUUACUCUCUGUCUUUUUUCCCCAACAGAGUUCAGACAGUUCGGACACCAAAGGAUCUGGGGAGACCAGGGCAGCGACUACUGCUGCUGAGAACGUCAAGUCGUUCAUCGCGGGUGGAUUCGGUGGUGUAGCUGCUGUUUUGGUCGGUCAUCCCUUCGACCUGACGAAGACGAGGUUGCAGACCGCUUCCCCAGGAGUGUACAAGGGCGCCAUUGAUGUCGUUAAACAAACUGUUGCUAGAGAUGGAAUCAACGGUCUGUACCGCGGCAUGCUACCACCAUUACUUGGUGUCACGCCAAUAUUCGCUAUGUCAUUCUGGGCAUACGAUGCCGCAAAGGGAUUGAUCUUCACCCUCACGCCCAACAGGACUUCCACUUCUCUCUCCUACGCUGAACUCGCCACAGCUGGUUUCCUUUCUGCCGUCCCAACCACCGCGGUGACUGCUCCGGUCGAGAGGGCAAAGGUGCUCUUGCAGAUUCAGGGACAGGGUGGAUCAGGCAAGCAAUACACAGGUGUUUUGGAUGUUAUGAAGCAUCUUUACAAGGAGGGUGGUUUGCGUAGUAUCUUCCGCGGUUCUGGAGCGACAAUAGCUCGUGACGGACCUGGAAGUGCAGCUUAUUUUGUCGCGUACGAGGCCACGAAGAAAUACCUCACGCCGGUCGGCCACACUCCUGGCGAUCUGAACUUGGGUGCUAUCAUCGUCGCCGGUGGGACUGCUGGUGUUGCGAUGUGGGCCAUCGCUAUCCCUCCCGAUGUCAUUAAAUCACGGCUACAGUCUGCGCCGACAGGAACAUACUCCGGAAUCAUGGAUUGCUUGAGGAAGACCAUUGCGGCUGAUGGGGCGGGUGCUCUAUGGAAAGGAUUUGGGCCUGCUAUGGCACGGGCAUUCCCUGCGAACGCGGCAACAUUCCUUGGUGUCGAAUACUCGCGACAGCUGCUGGAUACAUUUUUCUAA